Molecule: messenger RNA, 2332 nt
Organism: Triticum aestivum (bread wheat)
Lineage: Eukaryota; Viridiplantae; Streptophyta; Magnoliopsida; Poales; Poaceae
Product: disease resistance protein PIK6-NP
Exons: 2
Coding region: 43-957 (304 amino acids)
Molecular function (GO): ADP binding
Source: RefSeq, a predicted model, not a curated record
UCCUCAACCAAACAACAAAGCUACCAAAAAAAUAAGCAAGCCAUGGCCAUGAGUAUGGCAACCGGCGCCAUGGGCUCCCUGCUGCCCAAGCUGGUCAAGCUCCUCAAGGAGGAGUACAAGCUCAAGGAAAGCGUCAAGGAAGGCGUCCGAUCUCUUGAGGAAGAGAUGAAGAGCAUGCAAGCUGCGCUCCGCAAGGUGGGCGAGGUGCCACGGGACCAGCUCAACGAGCAGGUCAAGAUCUGGGCAGCGGAGGUGAGGGAGCUCUCCUUCAAGAUGGAGGACAUCGUCGACAAGUUCUUGGUGCGUGUCGAUGACGGCUCUGAGCCUGCUGCCAAUCUGAAGAAGCUCAAACGGCUCACCAAAAAGAUGGCCGGCCUGUUCACCAAGGGGAAGGCCCGCCAUGAGAUCGCCGAUGCAAUCAGGAGCAUCAAUAAGAAAGUUCAAGAGGUUGCUGGUAGGCGUGCAAGGUACAAUAUCGACAAUAUUGUCUCUAAGCCUGCUGCCGUGACUCCCAUCGAUCCUCGCAUUGGGGCUCUGUACAAGGAAGUGACAGAUCUUGUUGGCAUUACCGGAACAAGGGAUCAAGAGAUAAUGAAGUUGCUCUCAGAGGGGGACGACAUGUCCAAGAAAAAGUUGAAGAUCGUCUCUGUUGUUGGAUUUGGGGGAUUGGGCAAGACAACUCUUGUCAAAACAGUUUAUGAUAAGAUCAAGGGAGAUUUUGAUUGCAGGGCUUUUCUUCCUGUCGGUCGAAAUGCUAAUGCGAAGAAGGUUUUCAUGGACAUCCUACAUGAUCUUGAUCCCGACAAGGACAAAGGUCAGCUCAGCAUGUUGGAUGAAAGAGAACUCAUUAACAAACUCCAAAAAAAUCUAGAGAACAAGAGGUUACAAUUCAAGGAGUGCGACAAAAUCGGGGUGGUAGCGUGUACAAUAAACUACUCCCUCCGUUCCACAAUUUAGCGCCUAUAGAUUUUUCUGAAAGUCAAAAUUUAUGAACUUUGACCAAGUGUAUGGAUAAAACUAUGUACAUCUACAAUACCAAACAUGUACAAUCUAAAAAUACAACUCAUUAUGUAUCCAAUGAUGUGCAUUUGGUAUUCUAGAUAUGCCUAUUUUUCUCAAUAAAUAUGGUCAAAAUUUGUAAUGUUUGACUUUUGUAAAAAUCUAUAGGCACUACAUUAUGGAAUGGAGGGAGUAUUAUACAAGCUUGCAUACAAUAACAUAAUAUAUUAUUUUUUUCUACUAUCGGCUGUAGUUACACCCACAUGUGUUCCAUACAAUCUACAAAGUAUUUUAGUGUAUGUGGUGAGUAUGAAGCGAUAGUAUGGAAGUAUACAUGAACAUCUAGGAAAUAUACAUACUACUUUCCAAUGUGCAAACUUUUAGCACUGCUUUCUUGUGUAGAAUAUCAAAUAAUUUCAUAAAUAUGCCAAAAGUACACAUGUUCGCAUUUGCAAUUUUUUCAUUUACAUAGUUCACUUUGUGGUGCCCUAGAGUUUGAAAUAGUAUAUGAAGCCACCCAGAAUGAUAAACUACUAUACACAAAACCCCAUGGUUGUAUGGGAGGCUUGGUCUAUAAUGGGUGGGAUGAUAUACUACUAACGUUCCACGUUUGAUCUUUGGUGGUCAAGGAUCAAUCUUAUCACUUGUAUGAUACUAGAAAAAGUGUACUUAUUUUUAUUAUGACAGAGAAACUAUAUCCUAGUGUUUUUCGCAAACCUAGCCCUUAAAGUAGUGGUUUUAUGCAAUUUACUCAGAUGAGAUAGAUGAUAUGAGGUGGAGCAAUGCAGAUGCAGGCAUUCACUCAUGCCACCCCUUUCUUCCUUUCUUUCUCUAGCUUUUAUAAAUUGCAUACAGAGGAGUGUAGACUGUGCAAAGGACUACCACUGGUCCACUGCUGCUACUGCUACUUGUCGAUGAUGUUUGAAAACAGGGGGAGUGAGAGAGAGAGGAGGAGGAUGAGGAUCGGCAGAGGACUGGUUAGGAUUAGUAGUUCAUUAGACAUAUUGUUCACCAUAAAACUUGUAAAUCAAAUGAAACAUACAUAUACCUUGUACUCAAUUAUUUGAAUCCUGUGACUUAGCCAAACACUGGGUGCUUUCUGAAGAUAUCCAAUGUGCAAGACUCUGAUCCUAGUAAAUCCAGAAACUAACUAUAUUUAUCAAGACAUGUGAAUGCCACUAACCGAUUGAUCAGAAGCCUACACUUGUGUCCAAUUAUCCCUGUGCUCGCCAUCAACAGUUCAUCCUGUCAUAGGAAAACAUAUUAGUAUCUCUGAAGCACAUACAUUUCACUGCCAACUCAAACCACUCUCCAAACCCUACCUUCUCAUCAC